AUGACCAAGAAAAGAAGGAAUACUGGUCGUGCCAAAAAGGGCCGCGGCCACGUGCGGCCUAUUCACUGCACCAGCUGUGCCCAAUGCGUGCCCAAGGAUAAGGCCAUUAAGAAGUUUGUCAUUCGGAACAUUGUAGAGGCCGCAGCCAUCAGGGACAUUCCUGAAGCGAGUGUUUUUGACGCCUAUGUGCUUCCCAAGCUGUACGUGAAACUGCAUUACUGCGUGAGUUGUGCCGUUCACAGCAAGGGAGUCAGGAAUCGUUCUCAGGAAGCCCAGAAGGACCGAACGCCUCCAGCCCUAUUUAGACCUGCUGGUGCUGCCCCACGACCUCCACCAAAGCCCAUGUGA
This is a messenger RNA of Lagenorhynchus albirostris (white-beaked dolphin), 348 nucleotides long. Its product is annotated as small ribosomal subunit protein eS26-like. Gene Ontology annotation, biological process: translation. Bases 1 to 348 code for a protein of 115 amino acids. Lineage: Eukaryota; Metazoa; Chordata; Mammalia; Artiodactyla; Delphinidae. Gene Ontology annotation, molecular function: structural constituent of ribosome; mRNA binding. Gene Ontology annotation, cellular component: cytosolic small ribosomal subunit; ribosome. The transcript has a single exon. The record is from RefSeq and is a predicted model, not a curated record.